UACGAACGGCUUCUGGCCCUACAAAAAGUCGUGGGGGCAGCGGCCCCACGCCCCUCCCCCCCUCAGUUCCCGCGCCUAUGGGAUUAAGUGUUAUAAGUUCAAAUUGUGAUAACCAUGGCACAAGUUCUGACGCGUCUUGGUCAGCUGGGACUGGGUAUCGCCAUCACAGGAGGCGUCAUCAACUCGGCGCUCUACAAUGUGGACGCCGGUCACCGGGCCGUCAUCUUUGACCGGUUUUCCGGCAUCAAAAACACCGUCGUCGGCGAGGGCACCCACUUCUUCAUCCCAUGGGUGCAGAAGCCCAUCAUGUUCGACAUCCGCGCGCGGCCGCGGAACGUGCCCGUGGUGACGGGCAGCAAGGACCUGCAGAACGUCAGCAUCACUCUCCGCGUGCUGUUCCGGCCGGUGGCCACGGCACUGCCCAACAUCUACACCACACUCGGCGAGGACUACGACGAGCGCGUGCUGCCCUCCAUCACCAACGAGGUGCUGAAGGCGGUGGUGGCCCGCUACGACGCCAGCGAGAUGAUCACGCAGCGCGAGGUGGUCUCGCAGACGGUCUCCGAGGAACUGACCGAUCGGGCGCGUCAGUUCGGCCUGCUGCUGGACGACAUAUCGAUCACGCACCUGAUGUUCGGCCGCGAAUUCAUGCAGGCCGUCGAGAUGAAGCAGGUGGCGCAGCAGGAGGCCGAGCGCGCUCGGUUCGUGGUGGAAAAGGCGGAGCAGCAGAAGCGGGCGGCCAUCACCUCGGCCGAAGGAGACAAGGUGGCCGCCGAGCUGCUCUCGGCCGCGUUCGCGCGCGCCGGUAACGGUCUGAUCGAGCUGCGACGGAUCGAAGCUGCCGAGGACAUCGCCUACCAGAUGUCGCAGAGCAGGAACGUCAUCUAUCUGCCGCAGAACCAGACCACCCUUCUCAACUUGGGCAACGUCUGAGCGGCGGGAUAGUCGCCGCCGGCAGCCUCCGCCUGCAGUCUGGUUUGGCUGCCGUCUGAGGUCCGACCCGGUUGCUGUCCGAGGUCCGACUCGCAAAGGCUUUUUGGCCCCGAUGCAAGGGUUUCCGUGAAUACCUACUGAUGCAUGGCAGUUAGAACUAGACUGAGGACGUUAGUUUACGACCAUAUGAGUGUGUGCGGUCGGGUCGUGCAGUUUGUGGCGCCGUGAUAGUGAACCAUGGGUCUGGCCUACCUAUGUCUGCAAUUUUCCGACCCGGUCAUAAUGGAGAGUGAAUGCUUUUGCUUUUUUGAUGCGCGAAGACACGCAAAGGACUGCAGCUGGUGACUGUGGUGAAAUAUACAAUGCCUCCAUGUCUGAA
Molecule: messenger RNA, 1312 nt
Organism: Amphibalanus amphitrite
Lineage: Eukaryota; Metazoa; Arthropoda; Thecostraca; Balanomorpha; Balanidae
Product: prohibitin-like
Exons: 3
Coding region: 115-933 (272 amino acids)
Biological process (GO): mitochondrion organization
Cellular component (GO): mitochondrion; membrane
Source: RefSeq, a predicted model, not a curated record